AUGUCCGCCUUAAAAAUCCCCAUCAUCGACCUUAGCGGCUACCUGAGAGACGAUCUCGAUGCAAAGAAAGCCUGCUCGAUUGAACUCCGAGAUGCGAUGGAAAAUGUUGGCUUCUUGCAGGUUGUAGGACAUUCCGUAAGCUCUGAUCUGCAAAAACGCUUCAUCGAGGCCGUGGCCGCUUUCUUCGCCCUUCCCAUGGAGGAAAAACAGAGAAUUGGCCAAGACAAGUCCUCCUGCAAUCGAGGUUAUGAACGCAUUGGAGUCGAGCGACUCGAAGAGGUCCUGGAUAACAGCACCUUGGAGAUGAAAGAGGGUUUCACGGUCCGCCCAGAAAGGCCGCUGGGGCGAUUCAUGGCAGGGCCGAACCAAUGGCCUGAUCCGAGUUUACCAGGCAUGGCCAACUUUCGACAGACCUACAUGGAAUAUUUUGAAUCCGUGCACCAGUUGAGCAAGAGCAUGUUCCGACUGAUAGCACUCAGCCUGGACCUUGACGAACAAUACUUUGAUGCGUUUGCCGCUGACCCAGAUGGCAUUCAACUUUGCCGUUCUCAUCACUACCCGGCUACUCCAAGCGAUGCAGUAGAUCGCGGUCGUGGGAUCGGAGCCCAUACCGACUUCGGUGCUCUUACGCUUCUCCUGCAAGACGACAUUGGUGGACUGGAAGUCCUUCACAAACCCACAGGGACAUGGCACCAUGUGACUCCGAUUGAAGGGGCAUAUGUCAUUAAUAUUGGUGACUUGAUGCAACGAUGGACCAAUGAUCGGUACCGAAGCACAAUGCACCGGGUCAUGUCUCCUACCUCGAACAAACCUCGCUAUUCCGUGGCCUUCUUCAACGAUGGUGCGCUGGACACCGUGGUCGAAGCGAUCCCAACAUGUAUCCCUGCGGGAGAAAAGCCGAAAUAUGGACCUCUUCUAGUAGAAGACCAUCUCAUCAAGAGGUAUACCCAGAGUUAUUCUUUGGGAGGAGCGAUCAUCAAGACGGGAGCGCCCACACUCCACGAAACCAUUCAGCCUCAGGCAAUUGUAGCAUAA
Molecule: messenger RNA, 1035 nt
Organism: Exophiala bonariae
Lineage: Eukaryota; Fungi; Ascomycota; Eurotiomycetes; Chaetothyriales; Herpotrichiellaceae
Exons: 2
Coding region: 1-1035 (344 amino acids)
Molecular function (GO): 2-oxoglutarate-dependent dioxygenase activity
Source: RefSeq, a predicted model, not a curated record